ACAAAGUUUGCUGGGACAGCUAGUAUACUACUGUAUACCUACAGCAUGUUUGUGUUCUCUAAAGGUAACUUAAUUAAACAAGCCGAUCGACCGAACCCAGUUUAAUCGCGUCAUAAACCUAGAAGUUGAAAUAUAUCUUCUUCAAAAAUGGGAAACUAUUUCGGCACCUACGUCAGAUGAUAUCAAUCUAAUCGGAACACGUACGUAAAAGUAAACAGCAAGGGAACCAAUUAGGAUACGGCGAUUGUUCUUCUCUAUGAUAGGUCGUUUAGUCUUGAUUAAAUGCCUAAUGUUCUUACGAAUAGUUCGAUUUCCCUUUUAUACUUAGUCACAUAAUUAUAAGAAUUAUACCGGUAAACUGGGUUAACUGGACAGAAAUCUUUGGAUUAAGGUAUUGAUCACCAACAAAAUACUUAACAGUUUAACCUAAAUAAGGCUACGAAAUAAAUUUUCAAAUAUUAUAUAUAAGAAUUUAAACUACUCGGUAGCUAUAGUACAGUGGCAGACAAGGAAAACAAAAUAUAAAUCUAUGAACGCUAAUAAAUUACAUGCCAAUAUCGUUAAUAGAUAAGUAAAAAUAAAAGUAUGACGUAAGUUAAGUUGACAAGUACACGGACAACGAAGGGUUGUAAGGGUUGCGGAGUGCCGCCACCGCCAGCUGUCCCGCGCACCGUCCGUGGGCCGUCGCACCGCUUCCGCCCGAUUGCGCGCCCUGCGAGAAAAACAACGAGGCUUCACCCCCCGGCCGCCCACCAUGCUUUCCCAUUUAACCGCCGCCGCUACACUCCACCAUUACCAUUCAGAGAGCCGAACGGGCACCAUAAUAUUUGCACCUAUCGUGCACUCGGGCUUAUCCAUACUUUUCUUACGUGAAAGUGUGUGUUCAAAAUCAAAUUUUAUUUUAUUUAUUUAAAACUUUUGAACUAUACGUUACUCACCAUGGCGGUUUUCCUUCGUCGUGCACUCUUGCUGCUGAUGGCGCUGGUUCUUGUUCCUGAGAUAUCGGCCAGCAAUUAUAAGGAGGAGCCUGAAGUUGGAUUGUACGGAGAAGACGUACCGGACUCCUACGAAACAAAUGAAAGGUUCAAUCGCCAAAUUCAUUCAAUGAUCAACGCCUACAGGGAUGACAUGCUGAACGAACGCAUGGUGAUUGAAACAAACUCACUGGUAGACACGAAAUACAAAGCCUGGAAACGCAACGCAGACUUAAUAAACUCGCUCCUGGCCUUGCCCAAAGGCCUGAAUGACGCAGGACGUUAGGCUGUGAUCAUAGCCUUGGCAUUCUAGUUUUAAAGUCCUUAAUUUCAAUUUAAUUUGUAAUACUUGGGGUUCUGUAUUUAAACAAGAAAGCAUUUUCGUUUCAAAACAUAUAAUUAUUGUACCAUAUUUUUAAUUCUACACUAAUUUUACCUUCAUUGAGGUUCACCACUAAAAAUACGAGGUAUUUACACAGUGUAACUACACAAGUAUGUUGAAUUAUAAUUUGAAACAUUAUGUGCAUUCAACAUUUGGCCGACACAUACUUCAAAACGAACAAAUCUUUUGCGCGUCAGACUCUAGAUACAUUUACA
Molecule: messenger RNA, 1571 nt
Organism: Trichoplusia ni (cabbage looper)
Lineage: Eukaryota; Metazoa; Arthropoda; Insecta; Lepidoptera; Noctuidae
Gene: PDF
Exons: 3
Coding region: 940-1260 (106 amino acids)
Biological process (GO): response to light stimulus
Cellular component (GO): extracellular region
Molecular function (GO): hormone activity
Source: RefSeq, a predicted model, not a curated record